UUAAGGCAGAGCUUAUCUGAGUGAGGAACAGACGAACCAGCGAGUUGCAAGCAUUACGUUUACACACACACAGCUCUAUGUAUUUAACACAGGCGCGCAGAGAGGUAGAGCUACACAGACACAAUAGCCGCACCAGUGGGAAGCACAGCAGCUCACAAAUCUGCUCAGGUCCGCGGAGCACAUCCAAACCUCAGGCACUGACUGACUAGCGCUCCAGCCUCACUGUCUUUCUUUUCACCUGGUUUAUCAUCAAAAGCCCGACGAAACGCGAAAGAAAGAUUCAUGAAGAGCGGACGAUCGUGCUUUUUGGUGGAGUGGGCGAGUUUGUUUAAACAGGAUUUAGACUUGAGAAGACACACGCUUUAUCUGCCCGGCUGUGCAAUUUAACACGGAAAUUGAGUGCGAGGGUCUGGAUUUAAGGUGUUUUCUGUUAAAAAGAAAAUUUUAAAAAUUCCCCAAAAGAUGGGUCGAGCGCCGAAGUGGUGCUGGGAUCUUGUCUUGUCGCUGGUGUUAUUUCUAGGGGUUCUACUGCCCUUUUCGAGAACUCUGAUGUACACCAACCACUGGGCUGUGAGGAUAACCGGAGGCAGUGAAGAGGCCAAUGCAAUAGCAAGUAAAUACGGAUACAGAAACUUGGGACAGAUUGGGUCCUUGAAAGACUACUACCACUUUUACCACAGUAGGACAAUGAAACGAUCAACAAUAUCUAGUAGAGGAACUCAUAGCUUCAUUUCAAUGGAACCAAAGGUGGAAUGGAUACAGCAGCAGGUGGUAAAACGACGAAUAAAGAGAGAUUUUAAAGCUGGAGCCCCUCAGUAUCCUUACUUCAAUGAUCCUAAAUGGUCAAGCAUGUGGUACAUACACUGCAAUGAUGACACUCAUCACUGCCAAUCAGAUAUGAACAUAGUAGGUGCUUGGCGGAGGGGCUAUACGGGUCGAAAUGUUGUGGUAACGAUUCUGGAUGAUGGCAUUGAGAGGAACCACCCUGACUUGCAACAGAAUUAUGAUCAAAUGGCUAGCUUUGAUGUCAAUGGAAAUGACUGGGAUCCCAUGCCUCGCUAUGAUGCCAGCAAUGAGAACAAGCAUGGGACCCGAUGUGCAGGAGAAGUAGCUGCUGUUGCAAACAAUUCACAUUGCACGAUAGGAGUUGCUUACAAUGCCAAGAUUGGAGGUGUUCGCAUGCUGGAUGGUGAUGUGACAGAUAUGGUGGAAGCAAAGUCUCUCAGUUUGAGCCCUCAGCACAUUGACAUCUACAGUGCCAGCUGGGGACCAGAUGAUGAUGGAAAAACUGUGGAUGGCCCAGCAUCCCUUGCAAUACGGGCCUUUGAGAAUGGCAUCAGACAAGGCCGUGGAGGUUUGGGUUCCAUAUAUGUGUGGGCAUCUGGUAAUGGUGGCCGCAGCCGAGAUCACUGUUCCUGCGAUGGUUAUACCAAUAGCAUCUAUACAAUCUCCAUUAGUAGUACGGCUGAGAGCGGGAAGAAGCCUUGGUACUUGGAGGAAUGUUCAUCAACCCUUGCUACUACUUAUAGCAGUGGAGAGUCUUAUGAUAGAAAAAUAAUCACAACUGACCUCCGGCAGCGCUGUACUGACAGUCACACAGGAACAUCUGCUUCAGCACCAAUGGCUGCUGGGAUUAUUGCACUGGCACUGGAAGCAAACCCUUACCUGAAUUGGAGGGAUGUGCAGCAUAUCAUUGUAAGAACGUCACGCUCUGGCCAUCUGAACGCUCCAGACUGGAAGAGCAAUGCUGCUGGAUACAGAGUGAGCCACUUAUAUGGAUUUGGAUUAAUGGAUGCAGAAGCUAUGGUGAAAGAAGCAGAACGUUGGAAAUCAGUCCCACCCCAACAUAGCUGUGUGGAGAACCCAGACAAACAAAGCAGAACUAUCCGUCCUGAACAUCAUGUAAGAGCAGUCUACAAAGCCACUGGCUGUUUAGACAAUGCAAACCACCGUGUGAUUUACCUGGAACAUGUUGUUGUCCGAGUUACUAUUUCUCACCCUCGGCGAGGUGACCUGGCAAUAUACCUGACCUCUCCGUCUGGAACAAAGUCUCAGCUCUUGUCUAACAGGUUGUUUGAUCAUUCCAUGGAAGGGUUUAAAAGUUGGGAAUUCAUGACCACUCAUUGCUGGGGUGAAAAAGCAGCAGGUGACUGGAUCCUUGAAAUUCAUGACAGUCCUUCACAACUCCGAAACUUCAAAACACCAGGUAAACUGAAGGAAUGGUCUCUUGUACUUCAUGGCACAUCAAUCCAUCCAUACACACCUUUGUAUACAAGGUUAGAUCAACUAAAGGUGCGAUCCAGUCCAAGGGAAGAUGUCUCUGAUGACUAUGCGGAUGAGUACACCGGACCCUGUCACACUGAAUGUAUUAAUGGUUGUGAUGGACCUGGGCCUCAACAAUGCAUUGAUUGUUUGCAUUACUUCCUCAAGUUUAAAAACAACACAAGAACUUGUGUUCCUGAAUGUCCAAAUGGAUUCUUUGGUGAUGAGAAGAAACGUUGUAAAAAGUGCUGGUCGAUCUGUGAUGCAUGUGUAGGAAGCCGGAGCGACCAAUGUAUAGCCUGUAAAGCUGGCUACCACUUAAAUGAAGAGACUAACGUCUGCAUACCUAACUGCUCAGAUAGUUUCUACCUCGAUAAACGUGAUAAUAUGUGUAGGAGAUGUAGUGAGAACUGCAGGAAAUGUAGUGCAUUACACCACUGUACAGAUUGCAAACCAGGCUGGAGGCUGCAAGGACCAAAGUGUGUUUUCAGUUGCGAUGCUGGAACUUACUUUAAUUCUAUGAGCAGGGAGUGUGAGAAAUGUCAUGUGUCAUGUGCAACAUGUGCAGGUCCAGGCCAAGAGUCAUGUACACAGUGUGCUACAGAUUACUACCUGGAGGAAUGGAGAUGUGUGCUGAGUUGCAGUCUUGGCUACUAUAUAGAUCAGACAUCUGAAAAUGGUGAAAAAACAUGCAGGAGGUGUGAUGCAAGCUGUUUAACUUGCGCCGGCCAGGGAGAAAGAAACUGCAGUACCUGUCCAAGUGGGUAUAAUCUCGAGGGGGGAGUCUGUGUGGUUGGUACCGUUUGUAAAGAUGGUGAAUACAUUGAUGUUGCAGACCUGUGUCAAUCCUGCCAUCCCUAUUGUGAAAAAUGUUUUGGUUCAAGCCAAGUUGAAUGCAUCACUUGUGUUGCUCCAAGGCUCUUAGACAGUGAACGUUGUGUCAUGCACUGCCCCUCUGGUAAGUUUGCCAUGAAUGGCCAGUGUUACCCAUGUCAUCACACUUGUGAGGAAUGUGCGGGAGGUGAACCUAAUGAUUGCACAUCAUGUGAUAAAGAUAAAUUUAGGAACAAUCGAUACUUUUUCAAAGGUGAGUGCAGAGAGGAUUGCCCUGCAUCUCACUACCCUGCAGCUGAUAAAGUCUGCCAUCCAUGUUCCAGGAACUGUGAAGUAUGCACUGAUGGUAAACACUGUGUAAAGUGUUCGUCAGGCUACUACCCUGAUUCUGAAGGAUGUCAGCAGCUCAACUGUGGGGAAGGUGAAAUUGAAGAUCUUGACUAUGAAGAUUGUGUGCAGUGUGCAGAAGGAUGUGAGAAAUGCGCAUUAGAUGAUCCAAGAAAAUGUAUAUUGUGUAAAACUGGCUACUACACGUUUUACCAACGCUGCUAUAAGACAUGUCCAGCCAAAACAUUUAAAAAUGAAUUUACGAUGAAGUGUGAACUUUGUCACAAGAAUUGUAUUGACUGCGAUGAAGAACAAUGCUAUUGGUGCGAGACUGGCUUUUUCCUCUUAGAGACUCAAUGUGUGCAAACUUGUCCAAGUGGUUACUAUGGUAAUGAAGAUGGUGCUGUUUGUGGCAAUUGUCACCCCAGAUGCAGUACGUGCCAUGGUCCCAGCUUUGAUGAUUGCGAUGCUUGUGUGAGCACGUAUAUAUUACAGAAUGGAAAAUGCAUCUCCCAUUCUUCAGUAAACUGUAAAGAGGGAAGCUACUGGCAAGCUGACGAAGGCACCUGCUCACCCUGUAGUGAUUUGUGCAGGACGUGCACAGGGGUUGGAUGGAAUGAAUGCACCAGCUGUCCUUCAGGACUUUACCUAAAUAGCAAGAUCUGUGUUAGUGACUGCCCGAAACAAACCUUUGCCAGUCCAAUCAGUGAAACAUGUGAGCCUUGUGAAGAAGGCUGUGAGAUCUGUUCAGGAAGCAAAAAUAACUGCCAACAAUGCAUCAAACUACGACAUCAUCCACUUUACCUGCAUAUGGGGAAAUGUUUAAGUGAAUGCCCAAAGGGAUAUUUUGUAAGUGCAAAUGAUACCUGUGCAAAGUGUGAUGAUGCAUGCGAGAGUUGUGAAGCUGCUCCUACAAACUGCCAAUCCUGCAUCAGCCCCUUCGUACUAGACAACAACAAUUGUCAAAAGAAAUGUUCCAGAAAACACUAUGCCAGUGCUCAAAGACUUUGCAAACGCUGCCCUGUGAACUGCGAAAAGUGCAAUGAGAACGAGUGCACAGAAUGCAGCAGGUACUUUUUCUUUCAUAAGGGUACUUGCAUAGAGGACUGUCCUCGAGGUUUCUUUCAAAACUCUCAGGCCUUCACAUGCACUCCAUGCCAUCCUGAAUGUUCAGUGUGUGACGGUCCAGACUCACAUGACUGUGAAGCAUGCAGCAAUCCUUCUUUGGCUUUACAUGAUGGGCAAUGCUUGAAAUUCUGUCCUGUAGGAACCUACAUUGACAAGAAAACUGAAGAAUGCCAGGAGUGUCAUAAAACAUGUCAGACCUGUAAAGGACCAGAUUCAACAGACUGCAUAGAUUGUCGAGAUGGGAUGAUGAAGAACCAGCAGGGGCACUGCGUAAUGCACAAGGACUGUGACCUGAACAUGUACAUGGACAAGAUCUGUAAACCCUGUCACAAAAAAUGUCACCGCUGUUAUGGGCCCACCGAGCAUGAUUGCCUUAGCUGCAAUCACAAUCACUUUUUACUCAAUAAAACAUGCGUCGACACAUGUCCAGAUGGCUACUACAUGGAUCAGAAUAGACGUCAAUGCUUUGCUUGUCACAAAAGCUGUGAAACCUGCAGCGGGAGGUCUAGCACACAGUGCCUUAACUGUAAAGCAGACUGGUACAGACGGAACUCAACAUGCGUCAAGACCUGUGGAUCUGGGCGUUUUGCAAAUGCAUCAACAGGAGUUUGUGAAAACUGUCAUGCAAACUGCAAAGAAUGUUGGGGUCCAAGAGAAACAGAAUGUCUGAGCUGUCAGGGUAAUCACUUCCGGGUGAAAUCAGAAAACAAAUGCUAUCAGUCAUGUCCAGAACAAUACUAUGAAAAUAAGUGGGAGCAAACUUGUGAACGGUGCCACCCUAGUUGUAAAACCUGUGAUGACAAAGGACCUAUUCGAUGUACUUCCUGUUACUGGGGCUUCCAAAUGUACGGAAGUAUCUGCAGUUCUCAGUGUUUUGCCGGGGAAUACUUGCUGUCAGAGGACCCAGAAAUAUUGUGUGAAAAAUGUCAUGAUACUUGCCUGGAGUGUAAAGGACCAGGACUUAAUAACUGCACAGAAUGUCAUCCAGGUCUCUUGAUAAAUCUUGCUGAUGGCAAGUGUUUAAACUGCUGCAAAUCUGUUGUGCCAGAAGUUGAAGAUUGCUGUGAUUGUGACAUGAGUUUUGAUGAAUGUGUUUUGAGAAAAGUAGUAGUUGUUCCAGAUGAGACAGGGGGAGGCAAACCUGCAUUAUUUGCCGUUGCCUCAGUGCUACUCAUUAUGGGUAUUGGCAUUGGUAUCUUCCUUCUGCUGAAGACCCGUUCAAAAACAAGACCCGUUAACAGAGGCAAAUAUGAGAAACUGCACAAUCAAAACAAAUCCAUCCCCGUUUAUAGUGCAAGUAAGGACAGUGUUAGCUUUCAAGAGACUCAAGCAACCGAGUACAGAGAUCAUCAGGAUGAAAUGUAUGAUGAAGAGGAUGAUGAUGACAUUGUCUACAUGGGCCAAGAUGGCACUGUUUACCGAAAAUUUAAGUAUGGGCUGUUAGAUGAUGAUGAUGAUGAUGAACUAGAAUAUGAUGACGAAAGCUACUCCUUCAGAUAAAAAAAAUCAAUUUAUAAUUUUUCAGUACUUAUUAAUGCAAUUCUCUACUUAUUCCAUGCACUCAUUUAAGGAUACUGAGAGACUCUGUUUUCUGGGAUCAGUGUCUGACUAUUUUCUGUUUCACAAAGUGCACUGAGGAAAAUGUAAUUGAAGCUUGUGAGCCCUAUCUUGAACAAAUAUAUUUCACAAAAUGUUUACCUAAUCACAUUCCUAAUAAUAAGUAUUGUGUACAUUGACACAUUAAUGUUAAUCAAUGAUGAAAUAUAUGUAAAAGUUUAAAUUGCUGAAAAGGUUAGAUUUCAUACAUUAUGAGUAAUAACGACUAUAAGGGGUGUUCAAAUAGCACUCCUGCAAAUAAGAAAGUUAAAAGUCUUUAAUUAUGGUUGCAAAACUGCUCUUGUGUUACUGGAGCUGUGAAAAUCGGUACAUAUUAUUUCAAUGUCACUACCAUGUUUGUGGCUCAAGAGCUAUUGGCUGCCUAUAUUACUGCUGAGGUUCCUAGAAGACAAGAAUAAGUUUCAAUAGCUUUUAACAGCAUACCAUCCAUGCAGCUUUUCAAUUUCAGUAGAAGCUAUGGAGGUGAGGGUAAAAUAAAAUAGGUGAUACUGAAAUUCCAUUGCAAUAUAUUUUAUAGGGACACAUUGAAUUGGGAAGUUAUCCAUAAACCUGAAAUGUCCAAGACAAUUUACAUGUACACAGUGUCAUCAUAAAUACAAAGAAAAUAUUGUUUAAAAAAGCAAAAUAUAUUCAGACAUAGUAAAGGGAAAAUACUCAAUAGUACACCAAAGCAAGAACCACCAUGCUAUAUUUUAAUGCAAAAGGUUACAAUACAAUUCUCUUGAAAAUACCGUGCUUGUCACAUCAAAGUGUGGGGAUCUGAUUACUGUUUAGCUUAGAGCUAUCCUCAAUUGGCAUAGAAGAAUACAAUAGCAAGCAUAUGUGUGUUAGAAAGCUCUAUUUAUCACUGAUCAUUUCCAAACAUUGCUUAACUGACUGAAAUCAAACAAUACAAAAACUGUCAGGCUACUUGUUUGCAUGCUUGCAAAAUUCGGUUUUUAAUGAACUAAGUUUUCAGAAAGCAUAUGUGUACCAGCACAGCAUAUUUAGUUAGACCUUGGAAAGUAUGUCUUCAUUCUGAUUGGAGUUCCAUUAAUUUAGAUUAUAGGUAAAUGUAGAUGUGUUCUUAUUUUUCUUUGCUUAAAUGAAAAAUUAUUUUUGAGGUGACAACUAAAUUUGAAAGUAGAGUAUUUCAUUUAAGAAUUAACAAGAUGUAGUGCAGCUACAUUGAGCCAUGAGUGAGUGAAUUAGAUGUUUUUUUUGAGAUCUGCUGUUUCAUUUUGUGUUAGGGCAAUUUUCUGAUGUUGUUUAAUUUCUGGCUUACAUUACAUGAAAAGCACGAAAAACAGAGUCACAUGUUGUUAGCAUUCUGUCCAUAUUCAUGGGUCAUUUAGAAUGUUGUGUGUGGUGUUCCUGCAGCCAAACUGGCAGAUGUCUUGAUUUUCAAUGAGCAGAAAGCAAGAAUUCAAGAUUCUCAAUAAAGGCUCUUGUGGCUAAUCAAGAAGCAAUAUUAUUGGUAAUAGAGGGUUCACCAAUUUUCUUCUGCUGCAGGAAAACAUGUGGUGUUUAACAACAUUCCACAGGUAGAAAAUGAACAAACGUAGUCAUUAAUGGUAGAAGGUAGUAUCUGUUUUGCGUGACAUUAACAAUUGUUAGAAUGAAGGUUCUUCUGCCUUCAAUAGGGUCGCAGCACGAAUAUCUUAGGCAUUUUUGGAAUAUUAGGAGAAAGCAGUGGCUACUUGAACCUUUCAUUGGAAUUAAAGAAAAAAAUCUGAUAAAUUACAUAAUUGUCAAAAUCCAUAGUUUCUAAAUCAUGCAAUGCUCAUUAAUGUAGGUUCCACAGGGUCAACUAGAUUUUUUUGCCUCCUCAAAAAGACCUUGUCAUCUUGGUUGUUCCCAAUAAAAUGCUGAGGAAAUGUUUCCUAUCUGAGAUGCAUCACAAGGAGACAAGAAUAGUACAGAAAUAUCAUGUAUGAUCAUUUGAAUUACAUUGCUGUUUAGUUUGGCAUUACAAAAGUUCUAUGAAGGAAAGCAAAUGCUGAAAACUGGUUUUCAUAAUCUGAAAAAGUUACAUGUAUGUUUUUAUAAUAUGGAAGAAAGAAGCAAUAUAGAGUACUGCAGUCUAUUAAAAAGGAUAGUUUCACUCCAAUACUAGUAACCUAUUUAGUUAACAGUAAAUUGUAUCUAGGAAUGCUCCAUAUGAAGCAUAGUAACUGAAAUUUAUAAAAUAGACCCACUACUUGCAAAUUAAAAGCAGAGAAGGGUUUUGACCUGAAAUGUCAGCCUUCCUGCUCCUCUGAAGCUGCUUGGCCUGUUGUGUUCAUCCAGCUCUACACCUCGUUAUCUGAGGGAAUAAUUAAGUUGCUUUCUCAUUUAAAAUUAUCCUUACCAAAUUACGUGCAUAUCUGGAAUCUUUAAAUUGAUGGUAAAUUAAGGCUGUGCUGAUUCCUAAGUUAGUGAUUUAGUACGGCACUCUAAGCACAUUUUGUUGGAUCUUAAGAAUGUUCAACAGAAGGCAGCUUAUUAAAAUUUAAAUGAAUUUUAAGCUUUCAGUUUAAUAGCUUAUCCGGUGUUUUAUAAUGAAUCGAUAGAGAAAUGUCAUCUAUGCCUUGAUCAUUUGGAGAGAUGCCAAUACUUUAUUAUGGAAGUCUUUGAAUGCUAAUGCAAGUGCUGUUUAGAACAUAUCAAUAUGACCUAAUGCACUUAUAUUUAAUAAUUUAGAUUGAUUAUUUGGUUGCUACACUCUAAUUUAAUAAGUUGGGUAAUGUGCAUAUUUAGUUAUCUUGUAUGAGCUCUCAAUAUAAAUUAACUGUAUCUCUGAUGCAAAGAUCAGCGUACUUAUUUCUUGAUAAGACCGAUAAUAAAGAGUGAUGCUCAACUUUUUCAAAAUUAUAACUUGGAUGUUUGUGCAUUGAUGUAAUUUUCAUUUGAUAUUUUAUUGGUUUGCAUCUGAUUAAAUCAGAUUGUAAAUUUCUAACACCCAUCGACAAAUAUAAGGUUGAACGAUUUCUGACAUAAGUAACCAUUCUGAUUUUAUUGCUGUGGUUUGUGGAUGUGAUGAUGACAGUAAUUUAAUGAUCCUUGUGAAAACUAAAUAAAAGGUUAUUUGUACAAAGAGUCUGUAAACCCUGAUCAUUUAAAUGUGUAUUCUAUCCCAAACAUAAUUCUAUCCUAAUCGGAGGUAAAUAAUUCCAGAAUGAAGUAAUAAUAAGAGCUGUCGAAAUCAUAUCAAAUUCUACCUUUUAAUAAAGACUGUUUGUCACUAGC
Stegostoma tigrinum is the source of this 9375-nucleotide messenger RNA. RefSeq names its product proprotein convertase subtilisin/kexin type 5b (gene pcsk5b). Gene Ontology annotation, biological process: peptide hormone processing. Gene Ontology annotation, molecular function: serine-type endopeptidase activity. The coding region runs from base 463 to 6051 and encodes 1862 amino acids. Gene Ontology annotation, cellular component: trans-Golgi network; Golgi membrane. The record is from RefSeq and is a predicted model, not a curated record. The transcript has 37 exons. NCBI's taxonomy places the organism in Eukaryota, Metazoa, Chordata, Chondrichthyes, Orectolobiformes, Stegostomatidae.